Molecule: messenger RNA, 4629 nt
Organism: Canis lupus familiaris (dog)
Lineage: Eukaryota; Metazoa; Chordata; Mammalia; Carnivora; Canidae
Gene: TSPAN9
Product: tetraspanin 9
Exons: 12
Coding region: 246-1235 (329 amino acids)
Cellular component (GO): membrane
Source: RefSeq, a predicted model, not a curated record
GGCGGCGGCGGCGGCGGUGCGGGAGCGGGCGCGAGCCGGGACCCCACGUUCCCCGACCGCGGAAUAUCCUAGGAUCUUCUCUUAUCUGUCAGCAGCCAAGGUGUUUGCAGAAAAUUAAAGGAAAUAGGUGGCUGCUGACACGUCCUACCCACUUCUCUGCUGCCGCUCGAGAUUGGAGCCAUCAGCGUGCGAGAGAGACCUGUGCUAGAAGGUGAAUAGGGGGCUGUCUGGCACCAAGUGCUGAAAUGCAUGGGACCUUGGGACUUGGAUCAGCCCACCAUCUGAGGAGAAAUUGUGGGGAAUGCCCAGCCUGGAGCCUGGAGGGGGAAUUUAAGAAGUGCAACAUGGCCAGGGGCUGCCUCUGCUGCUUGAAGUACAUGAUGUUCCUCUUCAAUUUGAUAUUCUGGUAUCCAGCACCAUGCUUUUGGAGCUUCAUGGACCUACCUCUGCCAAAUCUCCCUCCCUCAUGGCGCCUUAGCUUCUCUGCUCCAUGGCAUCCAGGCUUCUGGGGAAGACACAUCUGUGUGCUGCUGUGUUCCUGGGAUGGAGGGAGGAGAACAGACUUCACUGAGUCCCAGCUCUGUGGCUGUGGGCUGCUUGGAGUGGGCAUUUGGCUGUCCGUGUCCCAAGGCAACUUUGCCACCUUCUCCCCCAGCUUCCCUUCGCUGUCCGCAGCCAACCUAGUCAUUGCCAUAGGCACCAUUGUCAUGGUGACAGGCUUCCUCGGCUGCCUGGGAGCCAUCAAGGAAAACAAGUGCCUCCUCCUCAGUUUUUUCAUCGUCCUGUUGAUCAUCCUCCUAGCAGAGCUGAUCUUGCUUAUCCUCUUCUUUGUCUACAUGGACAAGGUGAAUGAGAAUGCCAGGAAGGACCUGAAAGAGGGUCUACUGCUGUAUAACACGGAGAACAACGUGGGGCUUAAGAAUGCUUGGAACAUCAUCCAGGCUGAGAUGCGCUGCUGUGGUGUCACGGACUACACAGACUGGUACCCAGUACUGGGGGAGAACAUGGUUCCCGACCGCUGUUGCAUGGAGAACUCCCAGGGCUGUGGGCGCAACACCACCACCCCUCUCUGGAGAACGGGCUGCUAUGAAAAGGUGAAGAUGUGGUUUGAUGACAAUAAGCACGUGCUUGGCACGGUGGGGAUGUGCAUCCUUAUCAUGCAGAUUCUGGGCAUGGCCUUCUCCAUGACUCUCUUCCAGCACAUCCACCGGACUGGUAAGAAGUAUGACGCCUGAGCGGGCUGGUGGGGAGCACCCCAGCCCCACACGGACACUGUGCCAGGGGAGAAGAUUUGAGCUUUGUGUUGCCUGCCCUCGCUCUCCGGACUGCUGACCCCUGCACCCACCUCCCCAGCCCACCUGCCCCCCAGCCCACCCCGCCUCAGCCUUCUUGGUGGGUGGAGGGUCAGGGAGGAGGAGGUGUGGACGAGGCACGCAGAGAUCUUGAGAGGCUGGGGGGCACCUGGAUUCCUGCAUCUGUGUAUUUGCCAAAGAAGACAGGGUGGGCUGGGUUCGUGCUCCGGGAGCCUCCCCGCCCCCAGCACUGAUGCGUUUCUGCCCCUGCCCUUCCUUGCCCUGACACUUUGUCCCCAUGGGGUGGGGAGCAGAGCGCCCCCUCCUGGUGGAGAGACUGCCUGGCGGAGGCCGCUGGCAGCCGGGCACAGCCACCAGGCAGGGGAGCUGGCAGGGGCGGGGGUCUCACUGCCUCUGGGCAAGGCCCCUGGGAGCAUCUUGCCCAGGCUUUUUAUACUUUACAGUGUAACUUUUUUAUUUUAUUUUACUCUGAUUAUGAUUAUUCAGGAAUAUUAUCUCUCAGAUAAGUUUAGGGUUAGCUUUCUGAUUUAUAACUUUUUACUGCGUUGGUUUCUGUAAUGGUUUGAUUUUUUUUUCCUCUGAGGGUGGGGGACAGGUGGGGAGAGAGGAUGUCCGUCAGGUUUCAAUCAGGACAAACCACUGUGCCAUGCUUGGGAGGCCCUGAGGGGAGAUGCACUGAGCCGCAGGGAGAGGGGCAGGUGCCCGGGCCCAGGAGCCUGGAAGAGGCGUGUAUAGCCGAGGGAGCGCCCUGCCCAGCGCCAGGGUGUUUACUGAUGCUGGCACCAGCGGCCAGGGCAGUUGGGGGUACUCUGAGGGGCACUGGUAAGUGCUUCACCAGAAACGUGGCCGGGGCUGAUGUGGGUCCUUUUACUUCACUGAUGAGCAGUCUUUCUUUUUUCUCUUCUUCCUUCUUCCUGCCCUCUGCUGGCACGGGAGGCUCCCCUUCCACCCCACGCGGGCAUUCCCGCCACAGGUUCUGCAAAGCCCAGUUACUUUCACAGACAUUCCUGCUAGAAACUCUUGGACAAAUACCUCUCUAGUUCAGAUGCUGCUCACUUUCUCACAUUGCUUCUGGAAGGGGAAGCAGUCCUGACACUUUGCUGCUCAGACAGUGGCAGAGGACCCAUGACCAUCAGGAGGGGAAGGUGGAACUGGUGCCCAUGAUCAUUCCAGCCACGUCCACUGGGCUGUAGCUUCCCUGCUGAGGGGGAGCGGGGGAAGGUGGCCGUGGGGCCACAGGACUCUGGGGCUCACUGAUGGUGGAGUGGGGGGCCUCAAGAGAAGCACAGGGAGGUCAGUCUGGGUCUUGCUACAGCAGCCCCAGGAGGCCGACAGCCUAAACCGCAGUAGAGGAGCUGAACUGAUAGGGCAGGGGUAUCUGACUGCAGCAGGCACCCCCAUUCAGACUUCGUGCUGAUCUGAGGGAGUGUUUUUGGAGCUUAAAAAAAGACAGUCAAGAAUUCACGAGACUGAGCUCAGAAAGGCUAUCUGCUAGCUAGGGCUAGUGCGCUUCCUCGAUGGGGCCUGGCGUGUCUCCUGCACCAUUUGGCUCAGUACCUUGAUUUACCACAAGCUCACAUCUCCCUCUCCAGCCUCUGCUUGUCUGUUCCAAAAGCUGAGGCCCAGCCACCCAGCCAGCCACUCCUCCACUCGCCUAAGUCGGGACCAGAAGUACAGAACUUUGAUGUAUUCAGGAUUCCCGGCUUGGGGGGUGGGAGUGGAGAGAGGGGUGGUCUCAACGAGUCCAGCUGAGUGAAGACCACCGCCUGAGACUGGAGCAGAGGUGCCCUGGGGAGGUUGGGGAGGUGGGUUCUUGGGUGGGGGAUGGGGCGGCCCACGUGUGGGUCUCCCGGCCGGGGGCUUCCGCUGCCUCCCCAGGGCCUCCCGACUGCAGGCUCACAGCCCGCAGGCACGCUGCCAUGCUGCUGCAGACACACACUCGGCGACCCAGCACUGGAGUCGCACGGUGGGCUUGGUGCCUAAUGACCUUGUGUUUGGUUGGGGGUGGGGCGGGGCCGGUGUGUUCGUGCCCAUCAAUGCAAUUUCAAUUUUUGUUAAAAUCAACAGCAAAAGCCUAACACCUUGGGAAGGGAUGUGUGCAGCCUCCCUGGCAAUCUUGUUCCUGGAGCCUCAGGGGUGUGCUCGGGCCCUGCAGCCUCCGCCGCAGCCCCCCUCCGUCCCCUUACCUGUCCAAGCAGCCAUGUCCACAGUCCCCCCGACUGCCUUCAUGCCUCACCCCGUGCUUGGCUGUGGAGGCACUUGACCGAGUCUCCCCGGGGGAAGGCACGAGUGGUGGUGGGUACUCUUCCAAGCCCCUCACCCUCCCUGCAGGGCAGGACUCACACCACCAGAAGGCCCCGCCAUGUGGUGUCUGUGGUAGCAGCCCGCUCUCUUCUCAGUUUCUUCCUGACCCUGAGCUCAUUGGGGUGGGAUUACCCGAAUGAACUCUCACUUGUGGCUUCCCUCCCCACAGUCAGAGUUCAGUCAGGUCUGAAGCAGGCUGUUUAUAGGUGAGACUUAGAAGGUCAAGGUUCUACGGACCGCUUCCAGGAAGUGCUGGCCGUACACUUGGCCUUUUCCUGCCGUCAUCUUGCAGAAGAGGUGGGCAAGCAGGGACUGAGAAUUACCCUUGGGGGGUGGUGGCAGGUAUUGGGGGGCAAUAGCAGGUGUCCGGGGGCAAGUCUCCACCACCUUGCCCUAGCUGAAAUACUGUCACCCCCUCUCCCUGCCAACAUGGGCCUGCAUCCUGGGCUCUUAAUCCAGAAAAGUUGCUGACCCCACCCCACACCCUCAAGCAGAUGUUCUGGUUUGACUUGGAUCCAAGUGGCCAUCCCUCCUUACGUUGGUGGCCAAAAAGUAGUCCAGGUGGAUGGAAAUGACCGUCCCCUCCUCUGCAGCCCCCUGCCCACCCACACUGGUGGAGGUGCUAACUAGCAGGGACCUGGUGUGGGACGGGAGCUGGGUGCCAGAUGCCUGGAGUCUACCCUACAUCCCCCCACCCCUCCGCAUCCAGCCUCCCGAGGCCCUGGUCUCCCAUCUCGCUCCUCCGCACCCCAGCGAGGCAGUAGUCCUGGCAGGCCCUGACCUCCCUGCCCCUUACAGGCACCCAGGGCCCAGAGCCAGGGGCUGGUGCCUGCAGCCUGCCCAUGCCUGGGAGCACGUGAAAGCAGGGACAGCACGCUUGUUGGUUUCAGAUGCACUUUUCUGCUUGCGAUGCCGUAUCUGUGCGCUUCCUUCAUCCUGGACCUGGCUUUAUUGAACAUCAUGUUUUUAGCAUGUUUUUAAAUAAAAACUGAUAAUGUGUCAAAAGCACAAA